CAAAUCGAACUUCACUCUGUCCUUCUAUGACGCAACACUUCGACUAAUCGGAAUUCCUAUUUUCUUAUCAGAAAAUGCGUUUAUGAGUGCUCCUGGCGUGAAUAGAAAGUAUUCGUGUUAUUUUCACAGUGCACAGUGAAUAACUCAGUUUUUAAAACAUUGCAUUAAUCUACUUCUAGUGGAGAAUAAUAAAAUAUACCUACCAAUGGCCUUCAAUCCAGCAGAUCAUCCUCACAACAGGUACAAUCCGUUGAGGGGAGAAUGGGUCCUUGUAUGCCCCCAUAGGGGUAAACGACCUUGGGCCGGUCAAAUUGAAAAAGUCCGGGAGGCAGCCAUACCACGCCACGAUCCAAAAAACCCACUUUGCCCGGGAAAUGUGAGGGCUAAUGGUGAGGUUAAUCCCCAUUACGUCCACACACACGUCUUCACCAACGACUUCCCCGCCCUGAUGCCCGAUACCCCAGCACCCCCUGAAAGCGAUGAUCCCCUAUUCCAAAUGCAGCCAGCUAGAGGAACCUGUAAGGUGAUGUGCUACCAUCCCCAUUCCGACCUCCACUACGCAAACAUGGAACUCAGCGACAUCCACCUAGUCAUCGAAGAAUGGCUAAGGCAGUACCAAGAACUGGGCAGAAAAUUCCUAUGGGUCCAAAUAAUGGAGAACAGGGGUGACAUGAUGGGUUGCUCUAACCCACACCCACAUUGUCAAAUAUGGUCCUCGGAAUUCUUCCCUAAUGAACCAAGGAUAAAACACGAAAACCUCAAGGCUUAUCACGAAAAAUACAAGAAACCACUCUUACAGGAUUACCUGGAGAAGGAACUCAACAGGGGAGAAAGAAUAGUGUACCAGAACAAAGAAUGGGUGGUUCUAGUGCCGUUCUGGGCGUUCUGGCCCUUCGAGACAAUGGUCCUUCCCAGACGUCAGACGCAAAGGAUGUCAGAUCUGGACGAGGAGCAGAAGAAACACCUGGCAGUGAUGCUGAAGGAGUUCACCUCGAAAUAUGACAACCUCUUCGACUGCGCAUUUCCGUAUUCUAUGGGUUUUCACGGUGCUCCUACCGGUGAACAGUUUGAGGUCGAUAUGCCUUUCUGGACGCUUCACGCAGUUUACUACCCUCCUCUGCUCCGAUCUGCCACAGUGAAGAAAUUCAAAGCUGCAUACGAACUGUUGGCACAAGAUCAGAGGGAUAUUUCGCCUGAAUUGGCGGCUUUGAGAUUGAGGGAGCAACCAACAACUAGAAUCACAAAAUGAUCCAAUGAAGAAUUUAUCGUAAAAGCCUUCCAGUUAUCCAUCAAAAUUUUUUUUUAUUGUGCAAAAUCGGUGUUUUGGAUAUAUCUUUUC
Coccinella septempunctata (seven-spotted ladybird) is the source of this 1339-nucleotide messenger RNA. Its product is annotated as probable galactose-1-phosphate uridylyltransferase. The transcript is spliced from 3 exons. Gene Ontology annotation, cellular component: cytoplasm. Bases 206 to 1249 code for a protein of 347 amino acids. NCBI's taxonomy places the organism in Eukaryota, Metazoa, Arthropoda, Insecta, Coleoptera, Coccinellidae. Gene Ontology annotation, molecular function: zinc ion binding; UDP-glucose:hexose-1-phosphate uridylyltransferase activity. The record is from RefSeq and is a predicted model, not a curated record. Gene Ontology annotation, biological process: beta-D-galactose catabolic process via UDP-galactose, Leloir pathway.